AUGGAUACCUCGACUAGGAAAGCAUUUUUUCACAAAUUACAGUCAAAUCCGCGCUGGAUAGACCAUGUGGUACCAAUGUUGCAAGCUGAAAAUGGAGAAAGAGACACUACGAAGGAUUCGCCCUUCGAAUUAGUGGAAUCAGUCGUGAAUAUUCUCUUAAGCGCUGUGGCACAAUACGACUCGAAGUUUUCAUUCCAACCUGUCGAUGCGUCAAGUUUCUUCACGGAAAAGGAGAGGAACCAUUUUGAAUUGCUUCUUUUCCUUAUUCCAGACAGCCUUCGCCCUGCCGAAAUACGUUUGCAUGGAUGUUCUCCGGGUGUCACGCUGGUCGAGGUGAUUCAAAACACGCACACUCUCAACACAUGGAAAAGUGAAUGCAGCAGAUCUUCUUCCGGACAGGAAUAUUUGUCAUCGAAAAUGUUACGAAAUGCAUUUUCUAAUCUUCUGUCCCUAUUGCUUACAGACAUGUUAUAUUUGCAGCUAUACCAUAACAAAACAACCCGUGGCAUUGAGGUUAGGAAUAUUUCUUCUGACAAUGAGGUUCGUGUUGAGAUUGACUUCCGAGGUUUGAUACUAACUGUUGACUUGUUAACUGCUAUUGAUUGCGAAGGUUUAUUGCCGAUUCACACUUAUCCUUCAAAAGGAAAAAAACUGGGUCACAAAAGAAACUCGCCUUCUAAACGGAAAACAGUUAACUGUGGGAUUCAGCUGGUUUCGAAAGCUACCUCGGUGGAGUAUCAUUGGAGAAUUUGGUAUUGCAAAGCAGAGAGAUUUGAGCUCGAUUUCAAAAGAUUUCCUCAAAGAUGGGAAAGUUUUCAGCUCUUUAAAACAUUGGUUUACAAAAAACUUGGUUGCAAUUUUCUUAAGCCAUACCUAUUACAGACUGUUUUGUUGCACGAAUGCGCAAAAUUUUCUGAUGUAGAUCUGUGGACUGAAGAGAAACUUCCUUCUCGUUUUCAUGGUCUCGUCGAGGUUUUAGAGUCGUUCGCUCGUGAUAAGAAUUGUCCCCAUUUCUUCAUUCCGUCUUUAAACUUGUUCACUGAAAUAAGCAAUGAAGAUCUGAAGGGAUUAUGUAAAAAGAUUAAAUUCAUCAGAGAAAGAUGUGGAAAAGUUAAAGGGCAAGAAAGCUUUCUGGAAAAAGAUUGAGUCUUCCAAUCAUUGCGAAUAGAAAACAGAUGGUUGUAAAUGACCGUGGAUGUUUUUUUAAUAGAACUUAUUUUUGUAUUUAUAUGUCAAGUUAUUCUAAUAUUUUUCUGAAUCUGCGACGGAAAGGCUUUUGAGUUUCACCUACUGAUUGGUUGUGAUUCUUAGCAAAUAUGUAGCUAGUUAUGGCUUAGUUCAGAAAUCUGGGUAUUUGAAUCGUGCAAGUGUUUGUCAAGACAAAGGUGGGGUACUAAAAAGAAUGUGUUCUGAUAUAUUUUUGUUUGAGUAGAAAAUAAAGGGGAAAAUUAUUUUCCGAUUUGUUUGUUGGACAUUGCUUUUGAAAUUUUGGUGGCUCCUAAAAGAGCCGUUUGGUUUUUCCUCAGAAGGCAAUUUACUGCUUGCUUCUCUUUUCGGAUUUCUUUGGAAGAAGAACAGCUUGGAUGUUGGGGAGAACACCUCCUUGAGCAAUAGUGACCCCACCAAGGAGCUUGUUCAGCUCUUCAUCAUUCCUGAUGGCGAGCUGAAGAUGUCUUGGGAUAAUUCUGGUCUUCUUGUUGUCCCGUGCAGCGUUGCCGGCAAGCUCAAGGAUCUCAGCGGACAAGUACUCGAGAACGGCUGCCAUGUAAACUGGAGCGCCCGCACCGAUUCGCUCCGAGUAGUUUCCUUUACGUAAAAGACGGUGUACUCUGCCAACUGGAAAUUGAAGUCCAGCUCGAGAUGAACGACUUUUGGCUUUGCUACGGCUUUUACCUGACUUUCCUCGACCCGUCAUAAUAAAAUAGAAACCCUUGGCUUAAUUUUACAAACUUACAGAUCUCUAAAGGCAGUUGAAGGAAAUUUCUUCCAUGCUUUAUCAAUGCAGAUGGAUCGAAAUGCGCCAAUAAGAUAAGUAAUUGCAUCUGCUGGUCAGCCAAUCAUGAAACAGCAAAAUAACUUGUUUCCUCGGGCGGCAAAUUUAUAUUUGGCCAGCCAAUCGAAUAUCAGCAAUUUCGAUCCCAGCAAUUUUUGAUCCUGUGGUUUUUGCUAUAAAUUUCUGUCCGAGUGUAUGGCCAAAUUCGUUGAAUGUACUAAAGUUAUCAUUCUUACCUAAGGUUUGUGGCGAGUAUUCUUAAUUAUCAGGAGAAUGCCUCCCAAAGCAGGUGCAAAGAAGGCUAAGAAAAUGAGUGGAAAGAGAGCGUCAGGUGAUCGGAAGAAGAGAACCAAAAAGCGAAGAGAAAGCUACUCCAUUUACAUCUACAAAGUGCUCAAGCAAGUCCACCCCGACACAGGAAUUUCCAGUAAAGCUAUGGGAAUCAUGAACUCUUUCGUUCAUGAUGUUUUCGAGCGGAUUGCCGGCGAAGCAUCCCGCCUCGCCCACUACAACAAGAAGAGCACAAUUGGUUCUCGUGAGAUACAAACGGCCGUUAGGUUGUUGUUGCCCGGUGAGCUGGCUAAGCACGCUGUGAGUGAGGGAACAAAGGCGGUCACCAAGUACUCUAGCAGCAAGUAA
Molecule: messenger RNA, 2632 nt
Organism: Pocillopora meandrina
Lineage: Eukaryota; Metazoa; Cnidaria; Anthozoa; Scleractinia; Pocilloporidae
Source: the annotation of a GenBank genome assembly